CGUUAGAGCGACGCCACCGCCAUCGCAGCUGUCGGAUCCCCCCUUCCCUCCCCUUCAACUGGCUUCUCCCAAAUCCCAAUCGUUUAUUUCCAUCUCGAUUGGCAAAUCGCAAUUCGCUCUCUCUCUCUCUCUCGACUCGCCUUUCGAUUCCAUCUCCUCCAUCCCAGAUUCCCACUGCCUCCUCUCCCAAUCUCGAGUUCAGAUCAUGUCUGCGGCGGUGGCGGUGCCGGCGGCUCGCAAGCGUCUGGCACCGGACCAAGAAGCACGCGCUGCUGCUGCUGACGCGAACAAGCGACCGCGGCACAGCGGUCCCCGGAGCAUCGACGAGUUCGAGCUCUUCGAGGUGCUCGGCGAGGGCGCCGAAGGCGUCGUGCGCAGGGGGCGCGACCGCCGCACUGGCAAGAUGGUGGCGCUCAAGUGGAUCGGCCGCCCCGACCGCCGCACGCUCGCCAUGGAGGCCGGCAGCCUCCACGCGUGCCGCGGCCACCCCUCCAUCAUCGGGAUCCAGGACGUCGCCGCCGACCCCAAGACCGGGGACGUCCACCUUGUGUUGGAGCUGGUCCACGGCGGGUCAAGCCUCCGCAACUCCAUGUGGAGGCCCUUGUCCGAGGAUGUGGUCCGCGAGAUGAUGCGGCAGCUCGUCAGCGCUGCCAAGAAGAUUCAUGGUGAGGGUUUCAUCCAUCGGGACAUGAAGCCAGAGAAUAUCCUAGUCUGCCCUUUCGGUGAGCUCAAAGUCUGUGAUUUUGGAUCGGCGACGCGACAGAAGCCCACCGGGAAGGCGUAUGAGGCCCACCCCGUCGGGACGCUGCAGUACAUCUCGCCGGAGCAGCAUGACGGCAAUUGGUGCUACGACUCGGCUGUGGAUAUGUGGGGCCUCGGAUGCAUCAUGGCAGAGCUUCUGAGUGGUGAAACUCUGUUCCAGGCGGAGACAGAGGCGGAGAUGCUUCACGAGAUGUCCGAGCUUCGAGAUCGCAUGCCCUCUGCAGCUAGAAAGCUUGAUCCGGAGUGCUGGGCAGAUCUAUCGGAGGAUGGGCGUUCUCUGCUGACGGGCCUGCUAGCCUUCUCCCCUGAGAAGAGGCUCAAAGCGUCCGAAGCGCUUGAGCACCCCUGGUUCAAGAACUUCAAGUCACCUUGGAUACAUAACAUUGUUUAGUUAUUAGAUGUUGCUUCCUUGCCAUUUAUUUAUUUGUUUGACCAAUCUUUGUAGCAGGAAUUGAUCAGUGUAAUAUUUGUUCAAUGCAAUAAAUAAAUGUCUCUUGUUGUCAGAGUAAUUGCAUUGAACAAAUAUUACACUGAUGUCUGUAAUAUUUGAUGUCUGUAAUAUUUGAUGUCAGACUUUGUUUUAUAAAAUGUCUCUUGUUAUCU
This is a messenger RNA of Sorghum bicolor (sorghum), 1365 nucleotides long. RefSeq names its product putative cyclin-dependent kinase F-2. Gene Ontology annotation, cellular component: cytoplasm; nucleus. Bases 206 to 1153 code for a protein of 315 amino acids. Gene Ontology annotation, molecular function: ATP binding; protein serine/threonine kinase activity. The record is from RefSeq and is a predicted model, not a curated record. NCBI's taxonomy places the organism in Eukaryota, Viridiplantae, Streptophyta, Magnoliopsida, Poales, Poaceae. The transcript has a single exon. Gene Ontology annotation, biological process: protein phosphorylation; mitotic DNA damage checkpoint signaling.